Arabis nemorensis is the source of this 3252-nucleotide messenger RNA. The record is from the annotation of a GenBank genome assembly. Lineage: Eukaryota; Viridiplantae; Streptophyta; Magnoliopsida; Brassicales; Brassicaceae.
AUGUCAGCGCACAAGGAGUCGCCGAUAUUCGGCCGGAAUAGCAACGGUGGACGAAAUCUCCGCCGGAGAAAGCUUCUCGUCGGAGAAAAAAUUGAGGUAAGGAGUAUUGAAGAAGGGUCUUUGGGUUCUUGGUAUGUAGGAACUGUAAUUGCGUCGAAUAAGCGACUUCGGCGUAGUAUCAGAUAUGAUGACAUUCUGUCUGAUGAUGGUACUGAUUAUCUUGUGGAAACUGUUGGUGUUUCUGAGGUAGUAGAAGGGUUUAGCCCUGAUUGCGCAGUCGUUUCUGAUAUUUACCGUGGACGUUUAAGACCUGUGCCGCCAAAAAUGGAAGUUGAUCGACUGAAUCUUGCGUAUGGACUCUGCGUCGAUGUUUUUUUCAGCGAAGCUUGGUGGGAAGGUGUGGUUUUCGACCACGAAAAUGGUUCUGAGAAAAGGAGAGUGUUUUUCCCUGAUUUGGGUGAUGAAUUGAAUGCUGACCUUCAGUCUUUACGUAUUACUCAGGAUUGGAAUGAGGGUGCAGAGACGUGGGAGUGUCGUGGGAGAUGGCUGUUUCUUGAUUUGAUUGAGAAAUAUAGAGAAGAUAACUAUCUCCCGGUUUCGGUAGAGCAACUUUGGUAUGACAUACGCGAUAGGAUUGGUUUUGCGAGGAUCGGGGAAUGGACUUGCUCAAUUAGGCAUUUAUGGGAAGAUUUGAUGAUGGAGGUGAUUGGUGAUAAUCUUAGAAUCACCAUAAAUCAGUUUCUUCAUGAUUAUGAUGCUGAAAGAAACGCACACCAAGAGUUCAACCUCUUAAAAGAAGCUUCUCAAGAGGUUAAUGAGACCAAUCUUUGUUCCAGUGGUGUGCUAGUGAUUGCUCCACAAGAACAACAAUUUUCCUGCAUUGACAAAGAUCACAAACCGGCAAGCGAGAGAUACCAGUUCUUGUCUGAACUGACUUCUGUUUCUGGCAUAAGGUCAGAGGCGAGUUACAUCGAUAGGGUAACAGAAUUUUCCAGCAAGAAAUCUACUGCUGCUCAUAAAAAUAUGAUACUACCCAACAAACCUGGAAAUUGGCAACCUUUUGAUUGUGUUGCUAAAUCAUGCCCACAAGCUGUGUCGAGUUAUAUGAGGAAAGCAUCACAGAAAGUGGCCAUACAUGUCAGGAAGCAUCUUAAGUAUAUGGGAUGGACCAUAGAACAAAUAGUAGAUGAAGGUGGAAAGCACAGGUUUCGCUACCUCUCACCAGAUGGAAGGCUAACGGAGCAGUCCCUUCGUAAAGUAUGUUUUAUAUUGAAACAACGUGAUGAAUCCCUGACUUCUACGGGGAUGGCUAAGCCUCUUUCUCUGCCUUGUGAAAACCGGACGUAUAACACCCAGGAAAUGAUGACAUCCAUUGUUUUGGCUUUGCCUGCUUAUAAUAAAAGUGUCGGUCUUGGUGAUGGAAUGAAGCCGUCUUCUGAAACCGUGCUCGAUUGUGAAACACAAAGAAAAGAGGAGGUCUUUCAGAAAGAAAGCCACAAUUUCUAUCCCAGAAAUGCCCUCCCGACUCAUAAAAGGACACUCUGUGUUAGGCUCAAGCCUAAAACAAAACCUCAAGGCUUCAUAAGGUUGCAAAGUAAGCGUAAACAGAAACCUGACCUUAGAUAUAACUCCAAGAAGGACGAGGUGAUUGUAGGUUUGCGAAAUGUCAAUCUGAGCAUGAGAAGGGGGAGAACUUCAAGAAUGUUAAUGGAUAUCAAGAAUCGAGUAAUUGGUCGAGGUAAAACCCGUGUGUCACGAUCAAGCAAAAGAGUGCGUCGGGUAAUAACUCCCAUCUCCAGACAUCACAGUCCACGUAGUAUUCUUUCUUGGCUCAUCGACAACAAUGUGGUUCUACCAAGGGAAAAUAUACGAUGCCGUAACCAAAAGGAUCACACUGUGAGAAAAGAGGGGAAACUAACUCGUGAGGGUAUAAAAUGCAGCUGUUGCCGUAGAAUUUUCACCAUAAGUGGCUUUGAAGUUCAUGCUGAUGGUGGAUCUUGCCGAGCAGCAGCCAAUAUCUUCUUGGAUGAUGGAAGAUCUCUUUUGGAAUGCCAAGUAGAAGCGUAUAAAACAAGAAAGAAAGCACAGCCACCUGAUAUUCUGAAGAUGAAAUUGCGUCAAGGGGAGAACGAUAUAAUUUGCUCCGUUUGUCAAUAUGGUGGCAAGCUGAUUCUCUGUGAUGGAUGUCCAGCCGCUUUUCACGCAAAUUGUCUUGGGCUGGAGGAUGUUCCAGAUGGUGACUGGUUCUGCGCAUCAUGUUGUUGUGGUGUCUGCGGAGAACCUAUUCUCAAGGAUACUAGCAAAUAUGCCACGGAGGAAAAGCUUAUCAGUUGCAAGCAAUGCGAACUUAAAUAUCACCCUAGCUGUCUGCGUCAUGAUGAUGCUGGUGAUUCAUUGGAUACAUUCUUGAGAGAAAAGUGGUUUUGCAGCAAGGACUGUGAAGAGAUAUUUGUAAAUCUCUGUGAGCUUAUUGGAAAACCGAGAGAGGUGGGCGGGGAGAAUAACUUAACUUGGAGACUGGUGCAGUCCUUGGAACCUGAUACAGCUGGGACUGACACUUCUAAAAUCGAGGCUGUGGCAGAAAAUCACUGCAAACUCAGUGUUGCCCUUGAUGUGAUMCAUGAACUUUUCGAGCCUGUGAAAAGAUCUCAUGGUGGGGGAGAUCUUGCUGAAGAUGUUAUUUUUAGCAGAUGGUCGAAAUAUAAACGUUUGAACUUCAGUGGAUUUUACACAGUACUUCUAGAAAGGAACGACGAACUGGUUACCGUGGCUACUGUCAGAAUUUUUGGAAAAAAGGUUGCAGAAAUGCCUUUCAUUGGUACUAGAUUCCAGCAUCGCCAGCAUGGGUUGUGUCGAGUUUUGAUGGAUGAACUCGAAAAGGUACUCAUUGACUGGGGAGUAGAGAGGUUGGUCCUGCCUGCAGUUCCAUGCGUGUUGAACACAUGGACUAAUUCAUUUGGAUUUACAAAAAUGACAAUCUCGGAAAGGAGAUACUUUCUGCAGUAUACCUUCUUGGAAUUUGGACGAACAAUAAUGUGCCAGAAAAUAUUGAUCAAGAGCAGCGUGGCAGAUCCAAUUCCAUGUACAGUGUCUCUGGGUGAACCACACUGUGACAUCCUCAGGGUCGAAUACAAUCCUGCUUCUGAUGAUAGAUCAGAGGUACAUCAGGCAGAACAGCACCUCGAAGAGUCUAGCUCCACCAAAAAUCCACCAGAGUAUGUUGUUCAAACUCUCACUCUUCUCAAUCACUAA